AUGUCCUCUUAUCAGGGUUCCGGUGCCAAUAGCCCUGCCAUUUGCCACGCCCCACCCCAACAAUAUAGCCAGCAUCCCAUCGGUACAUCUCUCACCGCACCAGCCUCACCUUCAGGAGCCUACAGUGCUUCAGCGCUUGCUUACGCGAAUGCUCAGCUUUCUCAGUAUGCUGCCACGGGAGGCGCUGCUGCCAUCCCCGCCCAUCUCAACCCACACGCCCUCAGCUCUGCGCUCUCUGAUUACUCGAUCAGUCUUCCCAACUCUGCCGCCUCAUCUCCCGGCGCUACACCGCGUCGGCUUCCAGGUGCCGGGACAUCAACACCUGGAGGCAACUCGCGUGUAGCUGCAAGUGCUAUCACUGGAAAGCGUCUCAACUGGAGCGAGAUGAUCUGUCAGACCAUCGCUGAAAGCGAGAGCGGUCGUCUCGUCAUUCAAGAUCUCUUCGAAGGCAUGUGCUCCAAGUUCCCCGAGAUUCGCGAGUGGGCCUUUGGCAAAGACUGGGAGGCCCGAGUCAAGAACCGAAUCAAGUCGACUCUCUCCAUCAAAGGCAACCUCUUUGUCAAAGUUCCAAGACCGAGCUCUGCAGCUGGAAAGGGCAGUUGGUGGACUCUCAGUCCCGAAGCGCAAGAAGCAUGGAAGACCGGACGCGUGGCCAAUGUUGUCAAGAACAACGCACACAGCCGUGCUGGUAGUGCAGGGCCUAGCAGCAUCCACGGCUCGCCCGUUCGAACGGUCAGCUCCAAGUUUGGCACCUCUUCUCAUACCACCAAUCCACCUUACCUCAUUCAGGCUUCGCACACCCAUCAGAACCACAGUCAGCGCACUUCGCCGCUCGGUCUUGGGCUUGCUCAAGCUUCCAACUAUCACAGCCCUCUUGCCAACAAUUUCAAUUUUGGCGAUCCUUUGCCCAUAGUUGGUAGCAACUCUCAACCCAGCGCACUUGGCAGCAAUCUUGGACUCGGCAGCGAUGACUCGAACUUGAACCUGGGUCAGGGACAGAAUGUACAAUCGCAAUCCAUGCAAGACCAGGCACAGAAUGCUCAAGCCAACAUGGCGCCUCAGAACUUUGCCAACCUGAGCUUUUUGCAAUCCAACGCACCUCAGCCGUUGGGAACAGCGCAGAGCGUGCCACAUCUUGGUGGCCCACAAUCUAUGCCUUUCCCAGCACAGGCACAUGAUCUGUCGGCUGCCAAUUUGGCCAAUUUCAGCAACAACGAUUACUCGGCGCUAUUUGCUGGCAUUCCAGGUUUCGAUGCUAAUGCUUUUGCGCAAGCUGCUAACAACACCAAUAACGGUCAAGUCAAUCUGGCUAUGGGUGCUUAUAAUAUGGAGCAGAACAACCAUCCAUUUGGCGGCAGCAUUCCUGGUGCGUAUACGCUGUUGCAGAACCAGCAGAACCAGCAGCAGCAGCAACAACAACAGCAGCAGCAGCAGCAGCAGCAGCAGAAUCAAGGCAACAACAAUAAUGCCUACCCCAUCUUUGGCAGCGACAUGUACGCCAAUCUUGAACAGGCAAGUCAGCAGAUGCAGGGUCAAGCACAACGCAAUCCCAACCAGGACCAAGGUCAGAAUCAGGGUCAAGGUCCACCAUCCCAACAACAACCUCGAUCGCAACCAUCGCGGCCGGGUCAACAACAGCAACAGGCACAGCAGCAACAAUCGCAACCGCAACCGCAGCAGAACAGCAACAACAACAGCAACAACAACAACAACAACAACAACAAUAGCGGUAUGGCUUGUUCUGGUUAUUCUGGCAACUUUUCAAGUUCAUCACCUUUCCCACCAAGUAAUGGACUUGAGGGGCCUUCGCCGGCGGAUUCGACAUGGUUUUCAUUUACACCUCUUGUUCAAGCGAAUGAUUGCAAUGAUGGUGGUAACAACAAUAGUAGUAGCAAUAACUCGUCGUCUGUAUUGGGUCAAUUGGGUGGUGAGGGUUCGAGAAAGAGAAGGACUUCAGAAGGUUUACGCGAUUUAAACGAUUUUCAAUUGCCUCCUCCUCGGUCUCAAUCGUAA
Ustilago hordei is the source of this 2013-nucleotide messenger RNA. RefSeq lists its product as uncharacterized. The coding region runs from base 1 to 2013 and encodes 670 amino acids. The record is from RefSeq and is a predicted model, not a curated record. Lineage: Eukaryota; Fungi; Basidiomycota; Ustilaginomycetes; Ustilaginales; Ustilaginaceae. Gene Ontology annotation, molecular function: DNA-binding transcription factor activity; sequence-specific DNA binding. The transcript has a single exon. Gene Ontology annotation, biological process: regulation of DNA-templated transcription.